Haemonchus placei is the source of this 1203-nucleotide messenger RNA. The record is from the annotation of a GenBank genome assembly. NCBI's taxonomy places the organism in Eukaryota, Metazoa, Nematoda, Chromadorea, Rhabditida, Trichostrongylidae.
UAACUCUGUUUAGCACUUUCGUCGGCUUUCUUUUGUAAUUUCUCUAGAUAUUUUCGUACAUCACGAUAACUGGAUCUUCCGGCUGCUUUCUGCUCUUCUACAACCCGUCCCAAACAUCGUAUAAGAUUUCUGAGGGAAUCCGGCUUGGCUGAUUCGAUCAUCUCAUCAGGAAUUUCAGCUAUCAGAGCUUUAACUUUCCGCUCACAUGUGAUAUCAUCCAACAGUCCCGUUUCUAACGCUACUACGCAAACCCGGUUAAUAACACCGUCCAACAUAAGCUCAAAUCGUGUGGCCGGAUUAAGGAAAGACGAGAAUGAUCGUAGACCUCUUGAUGGCUGACCAGUAUUGCCUGUCCAAAAAAGCAGCACAUCCUGUUGCAGGAUUCUUAAUGGAUUGUUUCGAAUAGAUCGGUACAAACAAAUCGUCAUCGAUCGCAGAUGCGAUUUUUGUCUUUACAGCAGUUGCUAGGAUAGCGAACGACUUGCUGUCAUCAAUGUUCAUCUUCGGAUAAUCAGAUAAACCGCUGAGAACUGCUCCAAGUCGCUUGGACUGCUUCAGAGACAUCGGUUCCCAUUCAACAUUAACCACAUCUGUGAGAAAAGGAAGGACAACUUUAUCAAUUAUUGAUGGAAUUAUUCCCGUAAGAACCUCGUGGUUUUGAUCAACAUCGUUGUUCUCCUGAAUGGCUCUGAUGCAAUCCGUGUACCACGGCAUUGCGGACAAAAUAAAGUCGUCUCUCUAGAAAUAAGACUCAUUCAGACCAGACAAAGAACAAAAGAUGAGCACGUCUUAUUAACAACUACUUACAUUCAAAAUGUCUGCUGUGAUAAGUUCAAUUCUAACGUAAGGAGAAGCCAAUUUCGGAAUACAUAAUGAUAUGUACGCAUCUUGGAACGUAGUUCCAUCCACAGCAAACCAGUCCACCAUUCUGUUCAGAACUUUUCGAAGAUGGGAGUAGUCGUCAAGCGCGUCCACGAACACCAUAUUAAGGGCGGUAUCGAUUUCAGCUGAAAUUGUCCAUCGAGCUUUUGCCAGUGCCUGACGCUUAUCGCUCAACUCAUUAAUUUCAGCAACCUUAGCAAUCGUAGCCUUGUUCUCUUGAAGAGUGUUCUCAAUCUUUUCAACUUCAUGCUGCCUGGCAUUUAGCCUCUCUUCCCUUUCGGUAAUGCGCAAUUUCAAUUUCGCCAGAAUAUCUUCAACUGA